CACUCACAAAUCAUAUAGGUUUCUGUCUCUUUCAUUACAACAAUGGAGUUCUCCAACACAUCUUCGGUUAUGGUCUUGGCUUUGACAGCAUCGAUAUUGUUGUUGUCGGUGGUGCCGGUUUAUGGGCAGAUCAACAACCAGUGUACUCCGACGAUGCUUAGCACCUUCACGCCCUGCAUGAAUUUCCUUACGAAUAGCUCAGCGAAUGUGAGUUCGCCGAGUGCGGAUUGCUGCAACUCUCUUAAAAACCUCACGAGUGGUGGCAUGAACUGCGUGUGUUUAAUCGUCACCGGAAGCGUUCCUUUCCGGAUACCAAUCAACCGUACCCUGGCGAUGUCUCUUCCCCGUGCUUGUAACAUGCCCAGUGUCCCUUUACAAUGCAAAGCGGCCGGUGGUGCGCCUAUUCCUGCUCCAGGUCCAAUCUCAAUUCCACCCACGCUCUCUCCUGGAGUUUCACCAUCUUUAAGCCCCACAGGUUCUGUCGUACCCGAACCGACACCGUCUGCUGAGGCACCCGAUUCCGGCACUCCACCGUCGCUAACUCCACCGUCAUCGACAGCCACUACAGGGAGCGGCGCUGAUCUUACCCCAUCAGCUGCCAACCCCUCGUAUGGUUUCUCACCAUUCCUUUUGGCGUUCACAUUAGGGUUUAUUGUAGUAUUGAAGUACUACUAGGCUGCAAAGUCUCCAAUUCUAUGUAUUUAUUGAUUGUUUGGUGAGUGUGUAUUCUUUUAG
Molecule: messenger RNA, 735 nt
Organism: Hibiscus syriacus
Lineage: Eukaryota; Viridiplantae; Streptophyta; Magnoliopsida; Malvales; Malvaceae
Product: non-specific lipid transfer protein GPI-anchored 19-like
Exons: 2
Coding region: 43-675 (210 amino acids)
Source: RefSeq, a predicted model, not a curated record